Antrostomus carolinensis (chuck-will's-widow) is the source of this 546-nucleotide messenger RNA. Its product is annotated as RIB43A-like with coiled-coils protein 2. The annotation marks the transcript as partial. The record is from RefSeq and is a predicted model, not a curated record. NCBI's taxonomy places the organism in Eukaryota, Metazoa, Chordata, Aves, Caprimulgiformes, Caprimulgidae. The transcript has 3 exons.
GUUGAUAAAGAUGCAUUGGAUAGCCAAGUCAAGGAGAGGAAAAUUCAAGAAGCAGCUGAAAAAGCACGAAAUGAAGAACUUGCUAAUGAAAUGAAGCAAAAUGACAAGAUCGUGUGUAUGUUAGAAGAACGACAGAAAAAUGAUAUCAGAAAUAUAAAUAAGGCUAUCAGUGAAUUUCAGAAGAAUUUUCAGAAGCCAGAAACAAGACGUGAAUUUGACCUGUCUGAUCCACAAGCCCUAAAGAAGGAUAGACCUGCUCGACUUUCAGACAGUGAUCCUCGAUGUACUGUGUCUGGCUUGCAGAAGUUUAUGGGUGAAGACUUAAACUAUGAUCAGAGGAUGAAGUUUCAGAAGGAGCAGUUAAGAGAGUGGUCUCUUCAGCAGCAGAGAGACUGGAAGAACGCAUUAGCUGACCAAAAAUUUUCAGAUUAUCUUUAUGACAAGAAUAGAGUUGAACUUGACCAAAUGACUAUGGAGCAGCAACGAAAAGAAGAAGAAAACAGGCGUGCUGUUUGUGCAGCUACUAAAGAUUUCAAUAGAACCCAG